Molecule: messenger RNA, 705 nt
Organism: Marasmius oreades (fairy-ring Marasmius)
Lineage: Eukaryota; Fungi; Basidiomycota; Agaricomycetes; Agaricales; Marasmiaceae
Exons: 1
Coding region: 1-705 (234 amino acids)
Source: RefSeq, a predicted model, not a curated record
AUGGAAAUGGAUAUCAUCCGAUCAACAGUCCAGUUAAGGUCUAUAAAAGCAGGCUCAGAAAACCCCUCACAGCCUUCACAAGACUCGACUCAGAAGAUGUUUCGUCCGUCAGCUUUCCUUCUUCUCACCGCCUUCACUAAGGUUACCUUCGCUCUUAACCAGGGAGAUUUAGCAAUCUCUUUGAAAGCCGUCGAGUCCUCUGUAAAGACAGUUGAAGACAUUGUUAUCACUGCAAUUGUCACCAACCCCACAAAACAAGACUUACGUGUUCUUGGAGUGAACAACGUCCUCGACGCGUCCGCUACCCAGUCCUUCGUUAUCAAGUCGUCCGAAGGAAAGGAGGUUCCAUUUGCCGGCGCCCAUGUUAGCAUCCUACCUCAUCAUUCUGAUCUUUGUUGUGCUAAUUCCGCAUUCUCCACAGGCGUCGUACGAUUUCUCACACGAAUCCCUAUUCGUGAACAUUCCAGCGAGUCAAUCCGUCGCGGUGAACCACACUAUUGCUUCGAUCUACGACUUCUCGUCCUUCGCGCCCGGGACCUCUUUUUCGGUUGCCUCCCGCUCCACCACGUUCCAGUCAGCACCCAACGAUGCUCCGAUCGUUGUUAUCACCAAUUCUGUCGAUGUCAAGGUCACCGACGAGCUUUCCUUCCACCCUCUCUUCAGCUCAGGCCCAAGCGCGUUUGUAUCCAACCCGACAUGCUCUGA